Messenger RNA from Astyanax mexicanus (Mexican tetra), 3447 nucleotides. It is a transcript of the gene slc9a8, whose product is annotated as solute carrier family 9 member 8. The coding region runs from base 212 to 2140 and encodes 642 amino acids. NCBI's taxonomy places the organism in Eukaryota, Metazoa, Chordata, Actinopteri, Characiformes, Acestrorhamphidae. The transcript has 16 exons. The record is from RefSeq and is a predicted model, not a curated record. Gene Ontology annotation, molecular function: sodium:proton antiporter activity. Gene Ontology annotation, biological process: proton transmembrane transport; sodium ion transport; regulation of pH. Gene Ontology annotation, cellular component: Golgi apparatus; membrane.
UAAGUUAAUAACAGUUAGUGCUGACUUCUAAGAUAGCUAUGUGUAUUGUAUUUAAAAACAUCGCAUCAUAUAUGUUUUAAAACUACAACUCCCAGAGUGCAGCAGAAGUAGUGAUGUGUAGCUGUUGGUGGUGUAGCAGCGCGGCUAAGCUGAGCAUGGAGAGCAGGGGAAUGGGUUUAAAUGGUUUAGUUUUUGUUAUUUGUCAGUUUUAAUGCUGUGUUUGAGAAUGAAGCUGUUAAACAGCAGCGUGUUCACCUGGUUACUGCUGAUCUCUGCGUGUGUCUGGAGCGCUCAGAGCACUGAGACUCAGUUAGCAGGUGGAGGAGAGGUACAGAGCCAGAUCCAGAACCAGGAAGCUCCAGAUCCUGCACAGAACCAGCCUGCAGGACCUCAUACAGCAGAGGAGAACCCAGAACUCAGCAGGAUAAAUGCCACUUCAAAUUCUACCAAUGACACCCUACACACCACGGCGCCUCUCACCAAGGCCACCACCCUGCCCACGCCCAAGCCCAUCCUGCCUGUUCAGACAGGGGUUAAGGCCCAGGAGGAGGAGCAGUCCAGCGGGAUGAGCAUCUUCUUCAGCCUGCUGGUUAUUGGUAUUUGCAUCAUAUUGGUGCACCUGCUGAUCAAGUUUAAGCUGCACUUCCUGCCUGAGAGCGUGGCUGUAGUGUCUCUGGGAAUCCUCAUGGGAGCGUUCAUAAAGAUCAUUGAGACUCAGGAGCUCGCCAACUGGAAGGAAGAAGAAAUGUUCAGACCCAACAUGUUCUUCCUUCUCCUGCUGCCACCCAUCAUCUUUGAGUCUGGAUACUCACUACACAAGGGCAAUUUCUUCCAAAACAUCGGCUCCAUUACCUUAUUCGCCGUCAUUGGAACAGCUAUUUCUGCCUUCAUCGUCGGCGGGGGAAUCUACUUCCUUGGUCAGGCGGACGUGAUUUACAAGAUGAGCAUGACUGACAGUUUUGCGUUUGGUUCUCUGAUCUCGGCUGUGGAUCCUGUAGCGACCAUCGCUAUCUUUAACGCUCUGAAUGUGGACCCUGUGCUGAACAUGUUGGUGUUUGGAGAGAGUAUUCUCAACGACGCUGUGUCCAUCGUACUAACCAACACGGCAGAGGGCUUCACUGGUUCAGACGCUUCCACGGUAACCGGCUGGGAAACCUUCCUGCAGGCGUUGGGAUAUUUCCUCAAAAUGUUUUUUGGAUCAGCUGCUCUGGGAACGCUGACCGGCCUCAUAUCUGCUAUUUGCCUGAAGCACUUUGACCUGAGGAAGACCCCGUCUCUGGAAUUUGGCAUGAUGAUCAUCUUCGCCUAUCUGCCGUAUGGUCUGUCGGAAGGGAUCAAACUCUCCGGCAUCAUGGCCAUUCUGUUCUCUGGUAUAGUGAUGUCCCACUACACUCAUCAUAAUCUGUCUCCAGUCACCCAGAUCCUCAUGCAGCAGACCCUUCGGACCGUCGCCUUCAUGUGUGAAACCUGUGUGUUUGCUUUCCUGGGCCUCUCCAUCUUCAGCUUUCCUCACAAGUUUGAGCUCUCUUUCGUCAUCUGGUGCAUCGUUCUGGUGCUUCUCGGUCGUGCUGUGAACAUCUUCCCUCUGUCAUUUUUGCUCAACUUCUUCCGGGACCACAAGAUCACCCCCAAAAUGAUGUUCAUCAUGUGGUUCAGUGGCUUGCGGGGUGCCAUCCCCUACGCCCUGAGCCUUCACCUGGGUCUGGAACCCAUCGAGAAGCGGCAGCUGAUCGGCACCACCACUAUAGUCAUCGUCCUCUUCACCAUCCUGCUUCUAGGAGGUGGCACCAUGCCCCUCAUCCGCAUCAUGGACAUCGAGGAGAGCCAGUCAAGACGAAAGAACAAGAAGGACAUCAACCUCAGCAAGACGGAGAAGAUGGGUAACACUGUGGAGUCGGAGCAUUUAUCUGAGUUGACAGAAGAAGAGUAUGAAGCUCAGAUCUUCCAGAGGCAGGACCUGAAGGGCUUCCUGUGGCUCGACGCCAAAUACUUGAAUCCCUUCUUCACGCGCAGACUGACGCAGGAGGAUCUGCUGCAUGGGAGGAUCCAGAUGAAGACUCUGACUAAUAAAUGGUAUGAGGAGGUCCGUCAGGGUCCGUCUGGUUCUGAGGAUGAGGAGGACGAAGCUGAGCUGCUGUGAAACGAGCUGCUCUGUUUUUAACUCUAAACAGAGAACAGAACUCUGUACCGACGGCACCGGGACCGGGCUCUGCACCCCCCGAACCGGCCCGUACCGAAACUAACCCGGGCCAGACUGCAGGGUUUAGGGGGGAUUCUCUGAUAUUUUGCACAGAGCUGGAAAUAAAGAGCGGAACUGAAUUAAAGGGAAACUGAUAAAGGAGGAGGUAAAGCAAUAUCAGAGAUGCUGUUUAUAUAUAUAUAUAUAUAUUAUAAUCUUUUAUUUCUACUGAAUCACUAAAAGGGACUCGGCAACGAUGAAUGUUGAUUCUGGUGAUUUAUUUUUCUUUCUGUAUUUAUUAGUUUUCUACAUGAAGGAAUGUAUGUGAAGGGUAGAGCUUUUAUAUGUAAAAAAAGAAAUGUUAAUAUAUAUAUAUAUAUAUAUAUAUUUAUAUUUAUAUAUAUAUUUAUAUAAUUAUUGCCACUUUUUAAUGUGCCAGGCAGGUGACUGUAAAAUAAAAGUCCAUUUACAUGACAGCGAGGAGACAGGGAACCAGUGACACCUGCUGUCUGCUUUAGGGCAUCACACUUUAAAAAAGCAGUUUAUCGUACUAAAAAAUAAUAUUUCUCAAAGAUGGAGUUUAACACUGCAUUAUUGCUUUCUGCUAAAAAGGGGGAUUUCAUUCAUUUUGCCACUUUAUUUCACUAUUACAUAAAUUACAUAAUACUUUGUCUUGCUUUUAAAGAAAAGGCCAUUACAAAACUACAAAAUAUCAAAAAUAUUUAGUAAACAUUGAAUAUUUGGUGCAUCUCUACAUUCAGCCAAUGUUUUAUAUCAUUUUGUAUGAGCAUUCCCCACAUGACCUGAGAUUUAUAAAGCUAUCCAGUGAUAUAAAGCUCUCUUUUUAAUCAAUUCAGAUGAAUAUAAGUAGCCUAAACAUUCUAUUAUAGCUGAUUUUAUCAUGUUUUAAACAUAUAAAAUCAAAUCAUCAAAAAUAUCCUUCACAUUAAUCACUGUGAAAAUCUAUUAACAGGCUACAUAUCAAUGGAAAAAACUCUCUGAAUCACUAACUGCACUAAACUGCACUACAUGAAGUCACUUAAGUACUAAACACAUCCACAAAUCCCAUAAUCCAAAUACAGUUUUAAGCUGUUUAUAUGUGAUUCUAUGUGAAGUCCCGGUGAAGAUAUAAAAGUAUAUAUAAAAGUAACUGUAACUGUGAAAGAAAACACCUUAAACUGGAACACUGUUAAUGUUUUAUUGUGUAGAGUUCACCAUCUUUACUUUUUUUUUAAUAUAAAUUCUAUUAAAACACAAUUUUAACAAUU